Miscanthus lutarioriparius is the source of this 615-nucleotide messenger RNA. The record is from the annotation of a GenBank genome assembly. Lineage: Eukaryota; Viridiplantae; Streptophyta; Magnoliopsida; Poales; Poaceae.
AUGGACAUGGGCCGCCUCGAGCUCUCGCCAUCCUCCUCCUCCUCCACCUCGGCGUCGUCCUCCUCGUCGGACCACAACAAGAAGGCGCCCCCAAGCGCGCCCGCAAAACGCACCAAGUUCCGCGAGACGCGGCACCCGGUGUUCCGCGGCGUGCGCCGCCGGGGCGCCGCGGGCCGGUGGGUCUGCGAGGUGCGCGUCCCGGGGAACCGCGGCGCGCGGCUGUGGCUCGGCACCUACGUCGCCGCCGAGUCCGCGGAGCGCGCGCACGACGCCGCGAUGCUCGCCCGGACUCCGCGCGGCUGCUCGCCGUGCCGCCGCCGUCCGCGCUCGAGGUCGUCGCGGACUUCCAGCUCCGAUUCGAGGCCGCCGCCAUUGCCGGACAUUGUUUCUGGCUCGGCGGCGACGUCGCUUGAGCAAGUACCUGGGAAGGCUGACGAGCCGGCGGCACUGGACGUCGAAGCGUUCGAGCCCGACUGGUUCGGCGACAUGGACUUGGACACGUACUACGCCAGCCUCGCGGAGGGGCUGCUCAUGGAGCCGCCGGCCGCGGCAGCCGCCUGGGAACAUGGCGACUUCGGUGACGGCGGAGCGGACGUCGCGCUCUGGAGGUACUAG